CCCUAUUAGAUCUGCAACUUCUGGUCGGCUAGGAACUUCACGUAGGUACAGUAGUUGCCAAGCCUCGCUUCCUUAGGGCGUCGUUCAGCUGUCAAAUCCAUUAUUCCUCUUCAGCUCUUCGCGCCGAGUGUUUUCCUGGGUCGGACAGGGCCCAAGGAAGGCCGCGCCAUCUGGCAGCACAGGAAGGGCCUUGAAAAUCAAGCGACCAUGCCUGAGUACGUGCAGCAAGACAGAGGGCUUUCCCAUUGGUCAGCCGUGUUGCUACGGUAACAAGAGACGCUGCUGCGGUGCUGCGUGGGAGCCACUGCGGAACUCUGGAACAGACCAAUGGCCAGCAGGAAGAAGCAAGCAGCUUUGCAGAUGUUUAUCAAUAAUCAGGAACUUUGGGAAGAAAUGUUGGGUUCCAAAGGACUGACUGUGGUAGAUGUUUAUCAAGGCUGGUGUGGACCAUGUAAAACAGUAGUAAAUCUCUUCAGGAAAAUUAGAAACGAACUUGGCAAUAACCUCCUGCAUUUUGCUGUGGCUGAGGUAGAUUCAAUUGAUGCCCUAGAGAAAUAUCGUGGAAAAUGUGAGCCUACAUUUCUCUUCUAUGGUGGGGGUGAAUUAGUAGCAGUUAUAAGAGGAGCAAAUGCCCCAUUGUUACAGAAAACCAUUCAGGAACAACUGGAGGCAGAACAGAAGGUCUUGGAACAUGGUGCAGAAAGAGUGGUGAUCCAGGAUGAAGCUCUUCCUAAGGAAGAUGAAAGCAGUACUCUUGGAGAGGAAGAGGAAGAGGAUGAGGAAGAUGAAGCAGAUUAACCUGUUUGUCUUCCAAGACUGGUUUUCCAAUUGCCACUUCACACAGAAUGAAACAUGUGGCAAAUGAAUUUCUCCUUAUAGUAGUAUGGAAAAUAAAACGUGUCACCCAUGGUUGACUGUCUGACACCAGUACCAGAAAUAUAUUUGAGAUAGAUGUGGUCUGCAUAAAAAUGCAAAUGUUAUGCCUCAUCCAAUAUGGCAAGUAGUAGAGAUGGCUGAUAUAAUGGAAAACAAUAAAGUUGUCAUGAAUUUAUAUUAGUGACCAUAUCACCUAUAACUAAGGUUAGGAGCCAAGAUAACUUGUUCAAUGUAUAAUUUUUUAUUAGACAUGCAUUUGUUAUUAGGGCAGUACUCUUGACAGAUUAUCAGGCUACCUCUGUUCAAACAAUGAUGAUAUGAACGGGAAGGAAACACAGUCAUACUAUUCUUUCACUCCACCCUGCUGCCCGCACACUUAUGUGAAGCAAUAGACAAAGCUUACAUGAUGUAUACACUAGAGUACAUUCAGUUUGGUCACCAUCAUUUGUGGGAAAGAAUCAGUGGCUACAAAUUACACUGCCAUUGCUCGCAUUCUUCCAUCUUUUACAAUUCCAGCAUUUAACCAGCUUCUUUUGGUGAUAUUUUAGCACCAUCAGUAGCUUGAUUUUCUAUAUAGUGCAUAUCUAGAAAUAUGAUCAUACAGCACAGAACAAUCACCAGAUGCCUUGCAUAGUUGUGACUUUUGAGCUGUCAUCAUACUGCAAAAUAGAUUAACUUCUCUUCACUUAUCAGAUACAUAACAGAAUACCCGACAGCAUGCAAGUUUUCUAUGUUGCCAUGGCUUACCUAGCAUCUGUUGAUCAAUAUUCUUUUACCUCAUGGUCUGUAGGUUGUAGGAAAUAAAGUGGCUUGUUUCUGGAAAACAUCAACAAUAGGGUGUAAGGAAAAUUGCAUUAUUAUCUCAUGUUAUCAACCCCCAUGACAUAGUGUUUUAAGCAAUAUAGCAUGCUUGGAUAACCUAAUUAAUUAAAUAGAAUAUCCAGUCAUGCAAAAGAUUAAAGUAUUGUGUUGUUCCCAAGUAUCUUUCAGCACUUAGCAAUUGAAUUCAGAAAUAAUAAUGCAGGAAGGAAUGAUAUAAAAUAAUUAGUGAGUGCAUUUCUCAAAAGUUAUUAUCACUCACUCUGUGUAAAACAUGUACUGUAUAGAAGAACAUUCUCAUUAAUAUACAUUCAAUACAGAAUAAACAAUUUGGUACAUAUGGUGUUGGCUGAGUCAGAUGAAAAUAGUUGAUGUUGUUGGCAGGGUAUGCACUGUUUCCAACAUGUGCUUGAUGUUCUAGAGUUAGAGUUUGCUUUAAUUGUCUAACUUGUACACAUUUCUUAAUGGCUUUUAAUUACAUACUUUGUCCAUAAGGUAAUGUAGUGUUCCCUUUAUUAUGGCAAUGAUUCAUGUUUGUUAUGGUAAUUGUUCGUGCAUAUUCAUGUUGCUGAGAGGCGGAGCCAAUAAAGAUGUGAUAAGAGGCGGAGUCAGAGUUU
Pogona vitticeps (central bearded dragon) is the source of this 2312-nucleotide messenger RNA. It is a transcript of the gene NME9, whose product is annotated as NME/NM23 family member 9. The record is from RefSeq and is a predicted model, not a curated record. Lineage: Eukaryota; Metazoa; Chordata; Lepidosauria; Squamata; Agamidae.